AUUCUGAUCUCACAUUAUAAGCCGGCAGCGCCGCGCGUGAGCGGGUCGCCUCUGUGGCGCGUUCAAGGUAUAUAAGAGCUGUCACUCAGCGUAGAGCAAAGCCACUCUCAGGAUGCCUACCACUGACACAAUCAUGUCAGACACCUGGAGGUCAGACAAUGAAAAGAACCCAGCCUAUGACCCCGAUAUGCCUGAGCCAAAGAGCAGAGCGGAUCUAAUCAAACACUGGAUAAACCUUUCCUUCGAUGCGCGGACGGCCAACAAGGUGCUGUGGGUAUCGCAGGGGGGGGCUAAGGUGUCUCGCAUAACCGAUGACGUCACUUGUCCCGUCUUGGAAGGACCGGAGAGAUUUGAGUACAUGCCCCAGGUGCUUUGCAAAGAGGCCAUCCAGGGCGUACGGGCCUACUACGAGGUGCUGUGUUCCGGCUGGGUUGUGGUCGGAAUAGCCAGCGAACGUGCCGGCAGGAGGAACAGAGACGGCUCCUGUGGCCUCGGGGACAACGAAGACUCCUGGUGUCUGGGCUGGAGCGGCUCCAGUUAUCACGCCUGGCACGACGGUCACAUAUCGGAAAUCCGAGACGUUCCCAAGUCUUCCGUAUUAGGCGUGUACAUCGACCACCCCGCCGGUAUCCUCAAUUUCUACGCCGUGCAGGAGGUGGGGCAGGAGGUGACUCUCCUGAAGCAGAUUAAGAGUCCUUUUUAUGAUAAAAUGAUACCAGGUGUCUGGUUGGGGAUACAUUCGGACUGCGAUAUACGACAACGCGACUAACUUUACAGAUCCUACGAUACGCUCACGUUUUAGAUAGUAAGCCGCUGUGCAGUAUAAAGCUCCGUGUUUUUUGAAGAAAAAAAAGAAAAAAGUCAACUAAUGGCCUGGUUCAGAACAUAAUUAAAGAUUGAUUUGAUUGUGUAUCAUGUUUGACUAUUAUGCUCAUUAAAACAAUCCACAGUCCGCUAGCCCUGCCUGUGUUUCCAAUUUAGGAAAUAUAUCCAAGCUGCAGCAUGAUCAAAGAUCUCGAUCCAUCUGAAGUCUUAAUUUAGUGGCUCAUCUUGUUGACAGCACUUUGCUGCUUGCGCCACAUGGAAAAUGAUUACCGCAUCACGUGUCAUCACUUAUAUCCUGACUGUAUGUAUGUCAGUCAAGUGACUCCAAUGGCCCUUGACCCCCUGUGGAGAAGACGCUCCACUGACCUCACCGUCUGGUUUUGAGACUCCCCUUGGGCCCCUCCCCGAUUUCUAUUUUGAUCAUGCAUUAUUAGCAAUAACCUUGCACAGACAGCAAAGACUUGGAACCACUUUGUACAGUUUGUAAACGGCGCCCUCUGCUGGACAUUUAAUUUGUCUUUAGUUGAGGGUUAAAACAAAUCAAAUAUUGAACAA
Molecule: messenger RNA, 1380 nt
Organism: Syngnathus acus (greater pipefish)
Lineage: Eukaryota; Metazoa; Chordata; Actinopteri; Syngnathiformes; Syngnathidae
Product: tripartite motif-containing protein 16-like
Exons: 5
Coding region: 113-769 (218 amino acids)
Molecular function (GO): protein binding
Source: RefSeq, a predicted model, not a curated record